GAAAGAUGCCUGCUGGAAAGUUCAUGCGCAAUAAUAUGUUGUGAAUUUCAACAUGCAGAAGAAUAGCUUUUUAUGAAUUUUUUUUUGAAAAAACACCGACCUUCUGGUACUGCUUUUUUUGUUCGCGUAUUCAUGACAACUAUUCACUUUGUUUUUUCUAGAAAUCUUUUAUUUUUCGUCUUCUGCAGAAUGCUUCUCAUCCUGUUGCAUCUUUUUACACUCUUUGAUCAAAAUUGUUGUUUUCUGUCCCGUGUCUCUCUCUGUUUGGUGGUUCUACGUCGACGCUGUACGCAGAUGCAGAUCUUACGAGGUUGACCACUCGGCGUUCGGCAUCGCUGUGACCUUCAAAAUGGACGGUCUCUGUAAGGCGCAUCCGGGUCACAAGUGGCCGUCGGGAAAUGCGAGCCGCACUUUGGUUGGAUGGGUCAUGAUGAAACCGAAUCAAUGCAGCAGAACCGGCGCCUAUCCUGUCUUUGGGUACCGCACUUGGGGACACAGGGCACAAGCUUACGCGGUGUGCACCUGGGGUCACGUGCAAAAUUUCAAGUUUGAAAUGUACUCCGCCAAGAGCACGCUUGGCGACGGCGACGCUGCAAAGGGAGACUACGGCAUUUUGAUUAGUAUGCCAUUGCCACUCGAAUCACGUACGCCAUUCGAUGUCUGGCAACACGUUGCGUUUAUGCACGACAAAGACGGGGGCCAAAACAAAGCGUACAUCAACGGCACAGUCGUGAACAGUGGCACGCCCUCGCCUCGGCCGAACACACCAGUAGGAGUCCAUGGGGCCUUCGCUGUUGGUGGAGCAGCUCACAUCUGCUGCGAUACGCUUGGUACAGGUGACUGAACUGCGGACGAAGACGAUUCGACCACCUGCUUCAAGUACGAGGAGGAUAACAGCCAAUGCAAUUUCUUUUCGAUUAGCGACAUUGGACACUUUGCAGUUUAAAUACGACGAAGCGCUAAAUGAUGAACAGAUUCUCUUUUUGGCCACGUCUUUGACAACGACGAAGGCGAAGGCUGCUCCACCGAAAGCGAAAGACGGGGAAGAGGAGGAAGAAGUAGAAGAAGAAGACGAGAGCGCGGCUUUCUCAAUGUACACGCCGCAAAAUAACCGAAUUAUGUGGCUGCUUUGCAGCUGCGCGGCUUGCUGGGCGUGGAUCUGCUCAACGUUUUGAUGCAAAUCGCGAAGUCAGGGCUCGCCCGACUAGUAGGCUACUCUAUGAUAUCAGAAUAAUAAUAAAGAAAUAUUGAAGCGGCCAUCUUCUAUUUCAGACAUGUCAAAAUUUUUCUCGGGGAAGAAUGAGCGACCUGCCUUCCACCUCUCUAUAUUUUUGCGAAAUGUUAAAGUUGCUAGAAGAUGAACUAAGUAGUACAUUUUUCAUCUUCUCGGUGAUGGUGGCCCUUGUUCCUCUCUACAUUUUUGCGAUCGAAGAAAGGACCCUAUACUCUCCCUAUAAAUUUUAGUUUUCCAUUCUCUCUACUUCACAACACAGGGAUUUCUUCAAACAUUCACAUCUCUCUACUGUUUGUAUACGCGUGCGAACCUGGUGCCUGGAGAAAUUCAAAUGUUCGUAUGCGUAUUAUUCAACUUGGGAAAUGGAGUCCAAGUGUCUGUUGUGUUUUCUUUCGAUCUUUUCUCUCUGCAAUCCUUUGCCCUUCGUUGUCGUAAAAACUCAGCGUCAACAAAGCCCACUUUGUGGAGUCAACUGACCUUAGGGAGGCCGCAUCUAGUCCUAACGAAAAAAAAACAACGCAGACCUAGACAUGUGUGCGAGUACCGAAUGAAUG
Messenger RNA from Amoebophrya sp. A25, 1788 nucleotides. The record is from the annotation of a GenBank genome assembly. Lineage: Eukaryota; Dinophyceae; Syndiniales; Amoebophryaceae.